AGUAAUGCCUUCACGUCCAAAGAAAAAACCAUCAAAGAAGAAGCUCAAGCAUUCCGCAGCACAACUCAUCAUCCACCACUCGCUACCUACCAUUCAAAUCCAUGUCCCAGAAAGGUUUGUGGAAACUAAUUCAGACGUGAAGUUUUGUUGUGAGGAAGAAUUAAGUGGUUGUGAGACUGCUUCUGUGACUUGUCAAGACCAUUCUUGCCAUCCAAACUUAGUAGCUGAAGAGGGACAAGAGAGGAGUAAGUUUUCUGCAGAUCAUCAUCACCAAAUGGCGGAUUCAUCAAACGGAAACGGAAAGUUAGAGGAGAGUGAGAAAGUUCAAGAGGGUGAAGUGGUUGAAUCUGUAAGGGAUAUAGCUAUUGAUGACUACUCGGUAGAGCAUGCGAAAAAGACACAUGAAGAGCCGGCUGAAGCUGCUGAGGAGAGUCCUGAAGUUGUGGAAUCAGGAGAUGUAGUGGAAGAGAAAGAAGACGAGGUUGUUCCAGUCUCGAUUGUGGAGAAGGAAACUUCUGUUGUUGAACCAGAAGUGAAGGAAGAAAAGGAGGAGGAGCAAUAUGUGCCAUCUGUGGCUGAGACAGAUGGACCUUCUCCUGUUGUAGAAGAUGAUGUGUCAGAGGAGAUUGAGGAGAAGACUAAAACAGAUUUGGUCUCUAACGGGGUUGAGGAAUCAACAUUGCCGUCUUUGAGUGAGGUGACAACAAAUGUGGUGUCGAAAGGAAUUGAAGAAACUGAAGUGCCUUGUUCAGAGGAGAAGGAAGAGGAGGAAGUUGUUACAGCUGCAAAGGGAAUUGAAGAAGUAAAAUUGCCAGUUAUUGAAGAGAUUAGUACUGGGGAGUCAUCAGGUGCUGAUUACAAGGCAACUAGUGAAAGUGUUGAUGAUGAGACAUUGAAACCGUCGCCUGAGGUUCCAGUUCCUCCUCCAGUUGAAUCAACUGAUGCUGGAGAAGGGUAUGGCAAGCGUGAGAUACCUGAAACUGCAGAAAAGCCGUCUAUUGUAUCUGUGACAAGAGCCCCCCUUCAACCAACUUCAUGGAGGAGUUGUUGCGGCCUUUUUGAAGUUCUGCACCGAUCUGAUAGAUGAUUCAAGCUGAUGAGUGGAACUGAACUAUGGAUGAUGAAGCUCGCAGAGCUAAGUUUAUAUAGGGAGUUGGGGAUUCAGAGUUUCGCAUAUUUGGUUUUGCGUGUGGAGUGAAAUUUUACUUAUACCGGUGGUCUUUCUUUUCCAUAUCUUGCGUUUUGCUUGAGAAACAUUCUUUCUUGGGUAGUUUUUCUCUCUUACUUUGAUGAUUGCAUGUACGUAAGAGGGUUUUUUUCUUCUAUAUUUGUGCUGAAUAGUUAAAACUCCCUUUGGUUUGUUGGUACAUAUUGUACCGGAUAGUUUAUUGGCAAAUGUAUACACUAUUGGAUAGUUUAUUAACUUUUACUGGAUUUCAAUAUCAUUCU
Molecule: messenger RNA, 1449 nt
Organism: Fragaria vesca subsp. vesca
Lineage: Eukaryota; Viridiplantae; Streptophyta; Magnoliopsida; Rosales; Rosaceae
Exons: 4
Coding region: 5-1087 (360 amino acids)
Source: RefSeq, a predicted model, not a curated record